Messenger RNA from Acytostelium subglobosum LB1, 480 nucleotides. RefSeq lists its product as hypothetical. Gene Ontology annotation, biological process: double-strand break repair via homologous recombination. Bases 1 to 480 code for a protein of 159 amino acids. The record is from RefSeq and is a predicted model, not a curated record. The transcript is spliced from 4 exons. NCBI's taxonomy places the organism in Eukaryota, Evosea, Eumycetozoa, Acytosteliales, Acytosteliaceae. Gene Ontology annotation, cellular component: Shu complex. Gene Ontology annotation, molecular function: zinc ion binding.
AUGAGCGAAGAGAUAAAGCUAAGAGACAUAGUCGAUGAGAUACUACAGACCAAGGAUUUGAACGAUGAUGUGUUGCUAACACUUUCAUCAAUAUUCCAUCAGACAUUGUUUGAUUCACUACAGAUCAUUGAUAAGAAGAUGAUCAUUAGAUAUGUAUUCCAACCAUCAAACAGGUCAUUCUACGUUAUCAAUGGUACAAAGGAUACAAAGUAUCUCUGUUUACUUGAAGGUGACUAUUGUAGUUGUCCUUCAUUCAACUUCUCUGUACUAUGUAAACAUCAAUUGGCAGCAAAGAUAGCAGAAGCACUUGGCAAUGCAACUGUUGUUGAGUUUGGUGACAAUGAGUACAGUUCCAAAGUGUCAUAUAUUGAAUCACUUUCCAUUAGAACUCCUUCACAGUCCAUGCUAAAGAAGGGUGACCAACAGAUGUUGCAACAGAACAUCAAAGAUCGCCAAUCAGAGACAAGCAUGUUUGAUUGA